Molecule: messenger RNA, 1269 nt
Organism: Neltuma alba
Lineage: Eukaryota; Viridiplantae; Streptophyta; Magnoliopsida; Fabales; Fabaceae
Product: F-box/kelch-repeat protein At3g23880-like
Exons: 1
Coding region: 1-1269 (422 amino acids)
Molecular function (GO): protein binding
Source: RefSeq, a predicted model, not a curated record
AUGGCGGCCAAUGUGACGAUGCAGAGAAAGAAAGCCCCCGUAGCCUUUAUUCCCAAGGAUAUCAUGGUUAACAUUUUCAAAAGACUUCCGGGAAGAUCCUUAAUUCGUUUUCGAUGUGUAUGCACAGAUUGGAAAAAUCUGAUAAAUGAUCUCAUCAAAACUCCGUCUUUCAUCGAAGAUCACUUCCACUGUUCCAGCUGUCGAAACCCUUUCCUUCUCCUUGAACAGUACCAUCGCAGAUUCCGAGGUAUCAGCCUCAGUGUGCUGGAUUGCGAUAAGCGAGUCCAAAAAGUUCAAAAAUUACCUUCUAUUUAUUCUCCUUAUAAUUAUGAGGUCUUGGGUUCCAGCAACGGCUUGGUCUGUGUUAAAGUUGAGAAUGGUAUGAGUCCUCAUCCCAUUUUGAUAUGGAAUCCAGCCACGAGAGACAUCAGAGAGGUGCUCCCUAGAACUAUUGUUCAUUCUGACCUUAUUGACGAGGUAGGAUUUGAGUACAGAACUUAUAUCAAUUCUCAGCUUCAUGACUAUUAUGGAUUUGGAUUCAGUCCUCUUGAUAGUGAUUACAAGAUAGUGAGAAUUAAUGAAUUUCAUCCCUAUGAUAUUAAAGCCGUGGAAGUGUAUUCAUUGAAUUGUGGGUCAUGGAAGGAAAUAGGCGUUGGAGACGACCUAAGGGGCAUAUCAACAGGAACUAAUGCCACUAUUAAUGGAGUUAUGUUUUGGAAUGCUAUGUGGCGCGAUGACGAGCCUCUAAUACUUCCAAUUGACCUAUCAAAGGAGGAAGUGUGUACAGCGAUACCAAUGCCUCAAAUAUACGGUUUUGCUCGUGCAAGCCUUAUUGAGUAUGAGAACAAACUUGCUGUGGUUGCUUGCGCUCAAGAAAGUGAUGGAUCUGAUUUGAUUCAUCUGUGGGUGCGUAAGGAGGAGACAUAUCUAUCCGAGGAUGAGGAUGAGGAUGAGGACGACAAGAGACGUGGAUGGACCAAAAUAUACAUUAGCAGCCCUUCCCCAUGGGGGACCUUAAAUCCCUUUACUAUUUGGAUGAAUGAGAUUGUCUUCCUCCCUCUUCAUGAGAUUGAGAAUGAUGGACAUGAAACAAUUUUAUAUCUGCUCGAUCUCACUGCUAAUGAGUUUAAGAGGCUUCCUGUUAGAUCUCACUCUUCCAAUUUUGACCCAGUAAGGAAAAGAAGAUCUCUCUUUUACCCCAAAAGAAACAUAGAUACUGGGAUUUUCAAUUACGUGGAAAGCUUUGUGUUAGUAAAUCGGCAUCAUUAA